UCGCCAGUUGGCUGCGGCACUCGCGUCACCUCGGUCGCCACAAUUCAUAUAUUUUCCGUCUACACGACGACCUACACAGGGUCAGCUGUAGACCGCGGUUAUCGCUACUUUAUACGGUGUUAGAAUCAAAAUUGUCAUUAAAAGUUUUUAUAUCCAGAACGGGUCAUGACAUUACCCACAGUGCAGUCGGGCUAUUUAUAAAGUGCAGUGAAGGAUUGCUCAAAUAUUCUCAUUUGAUUUUAUGAUUCAGUCUUUGUUUAGAGUAACACGACCGUCAUCGUGGAAAACGGCGAAGAAAUUGUAAAAGUUAAUAAAAUGCAAGUACCAAAUGGAAUUAGUCACGGGAAACACUUGAACGGGCCGGAUCAGGUAGUACCGUCAGACAGUUUCACAAACUCAACGCCCGGCGGCUACGUGAAACUACACUUGCAGGCGCGAGGGGUGUCUGCAGAACCUCCCAUCUCAGUGCCCGGCCUUCUCAAUAGGACUGUAGCGAGGUAUCCCGACGCAACAGCGCUAGCAACAAAAAAAGCAGACGGAAAAUGGCACAAAAUCACAUACAAAGUAUACCAGGAACGCGUACGCACAGUAGCCAAAGCUUUCAUAAAGCUAGGUUUAGAGAGGCACCACUCUGUCUGUAUCCUCGGGUUUAACUCAGAACAAUGGUUCGUCGCCGACCUAGCAGCCAUUCAUGCCGGUGGUUACGCGGCGGGUAUCUACACGACGAACUCGGCGGACGCAUGCUACCACUGUCUCUUAUCAUCCCGCGCCAACAUCUGCGCGGUUCAAGACAAGAAGCAGUUGGACAAGAUCCUCUCCAUCAGAAGUAAGCUGCCGCAUUUGAAGGCGCUCAUACAAUGGGAGGGGACCGUCGACACCUCAGUGCCGGGCGUCUACAGUUGGGACCAAGUUAUGGAAAUGGGAGCCAAGGAGUCCAAUGCACAACUCGACAGCGUUCUAAAGACCAUCGCUGUCAACGAGUGCUGUACAUUAGUUUAUACCUCUGGCACGGUGGGUCCCCCGAAGGCGGUGAUGCUGUCGCACGACAACCUGACGUGGGACGCGCACAGCAUCACGGAGCGCGUGGCCGACCUGCAGCCCACGCGCGACCGCAUCAUCUCCUUCCUGCCGCUCAGCCACGUCGCCGCACAGGUCGUAGACAUCUACACGACCCUAUCAAAUGCGAUCCCAGUGUUUUUCGCGCAACCUGAUGCGCUCAAAGGCAGCUUGGUGGAGACUCUCAAGGAAGUCCGGCCAACGAGGUUCUUGGGAGUACCUCGUGUUUGGGAGAAAAUGUACGAGAAGAUUAUGGCAGUGGGUGCGUCCAGUGGCUACAUCAAGAAGCAGAUCGCAAUGUGCGCUAAGGACAAGGGGCUUAAGUACCAUCUUGCUAGGAUUAACGGUGCGCUCUCGAGUGGCAUGUACGGUCUGCCAAUAGACCUCACCAUUCCUGAAAUGAUCAAGUAUUGGUUGGAGGGUUCAUCAUUCGGCUACAAGAUGGCCAAAUCCCUGGUGUUCAGCAAGGUGCACGACUCGCUAGGCUUGGACCAGUGCACGACGUUCGUAACGGCGGCGGCCCCACUGUCGCCCGACAUCAAGAAGUUCUUCCUUUCGCUGGAUGUGCCCAUUGUGGACGCGUUCGGCAUGAGCGAGGCAUCGGGUGCUCAUACCCUCAGCAUAUACCCCAAGUUCUCCCUGGACUCAGCGGGCGCUCUCCUAGACGGUACAGAGACCAUGUUCGGUGGUUCCGUCAGUCCCAACGGUCCCGGGGAGAUCAUGAUGCGUGGCCGUCAUGUCUUCAUGGGAUAUCUCAACGACGAGGCGAAGACUAAGGAAGCCAUUGACGAUGAAGGCUGGUUGCACUCUGGAGAUAUCGGCAGAGUUGACAGCAACGGUCUUCUGUACAUCACGGGUAGAAUAAAGGAGCUAUUAAUCACGGCGGGCGGCGAGAACGUGGCGCCGGUGCUGAUCGAGCAGGCGGUGCAGGCGGAGCUGCUGCACGUGGGCUACGCCGUGCUCAUCGGAGACAGGCGCAAGUUCCUCUCCGUACUGCUUACAUUGAAGGCUAAAGUGAAUUCUGAAACAAGUGAAGCAACUGACGAUUUGGACAACGAGACAAGGAAAUGGGUUGCCAGCCUCGGCAGUAAAGCUACCAAAAUCAGUGAAAUUGUCAACACCAAGGAUGCUGCAGUAUACAAAGCCAUUGAAGAGGGUAUAACUCGGGCCAACAAACACGCGAUAUCAAACGCACAGAAAAUCCAGAAGUUCGCUAUCCUUCCUAAAGACUUCUCAGUGCAUUCUGGAGAAUUAGGGCCAACGUUGAAAAUCAAGAGAAACGUCGUUUACGAAAAGUACAAAGACAUCAUAGAAGACUUUUAUAAAGAGUAAAAUAUAAGCUUAGUGUUUAGGGCGAGGGACAACGUAAUAAUUAUUGUUAACUUAAUUUGUUAUUGCUCAACUAGGGACUAGUGCAUCGGAAUCAAUGUGAUUGAUAGUACUUUACGCAAAGGUGUAAAUAGGUUAUAUUUUUGUUACAAAAAAUAUAUAAAAUUUUAUAAAAUCUAAA
Molecule: messenger RNA, 2566 nt
Organism: Helicoverpa zea (corn earworm)
Lineage: Eukaryota; Metazoa; Arthropoda; Insecta; Lepidoptera; Noctuidae
Product: long-chain-fatty-acid--CoA ligase ACSBG2-like
Exons: 16
Coding region: 316-2388 (690 amino acids)
Cellular component (GO): endoplasmic reticulum; membrane
Molecular function (GO): long-chain fatty acid-CoA ligase activity
Source: RefSeq, a predicted model, not a curated record